Molecule: messenger RNA, 2695 nt
Organism: Malus domestica (apple)
Lineage: Eukaryota; Viridiplantae; Streptophyta; Magnoliopsida; Rosales; Rosaceae
Product: pentatricopeptide repeat-containing protein At4g21065-like
Molecular function (GO): protein binding; zinc ion binding
Source: RefSeq, a predicted model, not a curated record
AAAACAAAAGAUCUUCUAAAAUGUAGUAGAUAAGUUUUAAAAUUAAAAGUUUGAAUGGGAUGAGACAGAGACAGCAAAAUCUACUAGAAGGGAGCUGCCAUGCACGAGUGGAGCAGCAUUCCAGAUUCUCCCUCAAAGAAAUGGAGAUCACCACCAUGUCUGAAGCCAUCCAACUCCACGCCCAAAUUCUGAAAACAGGCAGCACCCACCACAACCACAACCAGAACCUCUCGAAGCUCUUCACCUUCUCCGCUCUCUCCCCCUCCGGCGACCUCUCCUACGCCCGUCUCAUACUAGACUCCUUCCCUACCCCCAACUCUUACCACUACAACACCAUGAUCCGAGCCUACUCUCAAAGCUCCGACCCCAUUCAGGCCCUCCAUCUCUUUCUACCCAUGGUUGCCAAACCGACCCGCCAUGCACCCCGCCCCGACAAGUUCACCUACCCCUUCCUCCUGAAGUCAUGUGCCCGUUUGAGACUGACCCGUGAAGGAAAACAGCUUCAUGGGGUGAUAGUCAAGUCGGGUCUCGGGUUGGAUCGGUAUAUCCAGCACUCGUUGAUUCAUAUGUACUCUUUGGGUGGGGAGUCGGGUCUUGCUUAUAAGGUGUUCGAGAGAAUGUCUGACAGAGAUGUGGUGUCCUGGACUUCAAUGAUUGAUGGGUUUGUUGACGAUGGGAGGCCCGUGGAGGCGAUAAGGUUGUUUGAGAAGAUGGUGGAUGAUGGGGUUGAGGUGAAUGAUGCAACGGUGGUGUCAGUUUUGAGAGCGUGUGCGGAGACAGGGGCGUUGGGCGUAGGGAGGAGAGUGCAUGGGGUUGCUGAGGAUAGAGGGAUUGGUUUGAAGCCUAAUGUUAGUACUGCCCUAAUUGAUAUGUUUGCAAAAUGUGGUUGUAUACAGAGUGCAAGGCGGGUUUUCGAUAACGUUGUGGAUAAAGACGUUUUUGCAUGGACGGCUAUGAUAUCCGGCCUUGCAAGCCAUGGCCAUUGUCAAGAUGCUAUUGAAUUGUUCUGUAAAAUGCAAGAUUUUGGUGUGAAACCUGAUGGGAGGACUAUGACUGCAGUUUUAUCGGCAUGUAGGAAUGCACGUUGGGUUGAGGAUGGUUAUGCGUACAUGACAAGUAUGCAGAAGGAUUAUGGACUUAGGCCUACAAUUCAACACUAUGGAUGCAUGGUAGACCUCCUUGCUAGAGCGGGUCAUUUGAAAGACGCUGAAGAGUUCAUCAGGAAAAUGCCCAUGGAACCUGAUGCAGUUUUGUGCAGAAACAUGAUAUGGGCAUGCAAAGUGCAUAACGAUGCCGAUCGAGCGGAACGCUUGAUAAAAUAUCUUCAACAGCUAAAGACGAAUUCAAAUGAUAGCGGAAGUUUUGUACUUAUUGGCAAUGUGUAUGCAUCAGCAGGCAAAUGGCACGACAAAGCAAAGGUUAGAGAUUUGAUGAAGCAAAAAGGACUAGUAAAGCCACCAGGGUUUAGUAGGAUUGAGGUUGAUGGGGAAAUCCACGAAUUUGCUGUCGGAGAUUCAGGACACCCUGAAGCCGAAACAAUUUACAGAAAGUUGGAAGAAAUAGAAGAUUAUUUGAGAAAAGAAGGGUACAGUCCCAAACUUUCAGAGGUUUUGCUUGAAAUCGACGAUGAGGAGAAAGCUUUUCAAUUGAGUCACCACAGUGAGAAGCUUGCUCUUGCCUUUGGUCUGAUUAGAACACGUCCGGGGUCUGAAAUUCGGAUCGUGAAGAACUUACGGUCUUGUGAGAACUGCCAUGCUGUUAUGAAACUAAUUUCAAAGGUGUACCGACGAGAGAUAAUAAUGAGGGAUCGAAUACGAUUCCACCAUUUCAAGAACGGAGAUUGCUCUUGCAAGGAUUACUGGUAAGCGUCCAAUAUUAAUAGAAAGAUUCAUCUUGAGUGAUCAGUUCUUUUACAUCUUCCAUUUAAAAAGCCUGAAGAAAGCUUUGCUUAUCAUUGGAUAUAUAAACAUCAUAAGAAAAACAACGUACAACAGAUUAUAACACAUCAGGAGAACCAAACAGCUCCAUAAAAUCGGGAAAAAAAAAAGCCUGAAGAAGUUUCAUCUUCUUCGAGUAAUCCUUAACAGAGGAGAAACUAUACCCUGCAUCUCUUGGAACGACUGUUGUAUCUGAAUUUCCUCCUCAAUGGCCCGUUUAAGGUUUCGAAUAUGGCCCUCAAAGUAUCAGAAACCCUAAUCUCAACAACCUCUUUUGUCAAUCCCAUCAAGAACCCUGAGUAGCUCGGCACGCUCAAAGCGCUUAUGCAAGAACAUCAGCAGCAAUCCCAGCUCCUCCAAAUCCAAAUUCAAUACGCAUUUCGGCAGUUGAGUCCGAAUAAGUGGUGGUGAUGAUAACGACAUGGCAUUCUCGGAUUCUUGCUGCGCAAGACAGAGACCAGAGCUUCCUUGUGCCUACAUUUCUUUAACAGCUUGUCAUGCUCAGCCAAUUUCACUUAUUUUUGGCCUCAUUACCAAGUAGUCCCGCUCCGACGGCUUUUCAUGUAUACUAAUUAAUAUACAUGUAUUACAGCAUAAAUGGACUGUUAUCUGCUGUACGGCCAUUUGGCUUGGCUCGAUUAGAUUUUCUGUUGAAAAAUAAAUUUGUAGAGACGCCAUCCGAAACUUGUAGAGCAUCAAGGACAUAAAAAAAAAUGAAUUAACACCCAAAUAGAAGGGUUCAUUGCAUUUUCCCCUUU